GUAACGGUCCGUACACUUGUGUGGUUUUCUAAACGUCCGCUAGCAUGAAACUCUUCGGUGCAACUUUAGCCAUCAUGUUGGGCUUGUCCCAUGGAGCAACCAUUACACUCAAUGGUCAACAAACCCUUCCUACCUCCGGUACUAUUACCAUCCAACAGUCCGGUACCCAGCAAGUGCAGUACCCUCAACAAGUGGUGACAUACCCUCAACAAGUGGUGACAUAUCCCCAACAAGUGGUACAAUAUCCACAACAAGUUGUUGUUCCUCAAACUGUUGUUCAAAGACCCACUGGUGGUGGUGGUAUUAUAGGAGGACUUGCACAAGCUGCUGGUGGUAUAGUGGGAGGCGCUGCCCACGCUGCUUCUGGAAUCGCCAACGGAUUUUUGAAUGCAUUUGGAAAAUAAAGCUUUUAGUUUCGCAUGCUAGCAGAAUUUAGUAAGCCUUCUGUGGAUGUUGAAUAAAAUAAAUAAAAAAUCCACUAGCGGUUAAACAAAAAUUAUGUAAGAACUGUCCUUAUUUAAAGCAACUUU
Messenger RNA from Stomoxys calcitrans (stable fly), 530 nucleotides. RefSeq lists its product as uncharacterized. Lineage: Eukaryota; Metazoa; Arthropoda; Insecta; Diptera; Muscidae. The coding region runs from base 45 to 404 and encodes 119 amino acids. The transcript has 2 exons. The record is from RefSeq and is a predicted model, not a curated record.